Rhipicephalus microplus (southern cattle tick) is the source of this 1457-nucleotide messenger RNA. RefSeq names its product reticulocalbin-2. Gene Ontology annotation, cellular component: endoplasmic reticulum. NCBI's taxonomy places the organism in Eukaryota, Metazoa, Arthropoda, Arachnida, Ixodida, Ixodidae. The record is from RefSeq and is a predicted model, not a curated record. Gene Ontology annotation, molecular function: calcium ion binding.
CGCGCGGUCUCCGUUGUACUACGGUACUUCGUUGUAGUUUGUUGGCUAGUUGUGAGUUUAGGAUUACAAAAGCGAAAUACGGUCCGUAGUGAAAGAAGUAGAAGCUGGUAAAGAGGCAGGACGUAGUCAUCGGCUGAAGAAACUGAUAGUUCGCAAUCUCUGCUGAAGUGUUAUAAGUGCGGGUGGACGAUUGAACUGUGAUGGGUUCGCGUGAGUUGCCGACCGGUUUAGUGUGGGUGGCAGUGUUCCAGCUUUUGUUGAUUGUGCUCGACGUUUCGUGUCACGGUCACAGUCACCAGAAUGAACUCAACAAGGAGCGUGUUGAAGAUGGAGCAGUACGAUCAAGGGGCGAAAAACAUCUCGCUUCCGAGCAGCACGACACCAGCUUUGACCACGAAGCAAUCCUCGGGAGCAAAGAUGCAGCAGAGGAGUUCGACCAGUUGCCCCCCGAGGAAGCUAAGGCCAGGUUAAAAGAGCUGGCAAUCAAAAUGGACAGGGAUGAAGAUGGAUUUGUUGAUAGGCUCGAACUGAUUGACUGGAUACUGCGUUCUUUCAAGUUGCUUACUCAAGAGGAGGCAGCUGAGCGGUUCGAAGAUGAAGACAAGAAUGGUGAUGGAAAAGUCACGUGGGAUGAGCACGUCAGCGAAGCCUUUGGAUCACCGCAGAAAAUUUCAGACAGUGACACCGAAGAUAAUGACUUGAGGCUGCUCGAAGAAGAUGAUCGUUAUUUCAAAGCAGCGGAUGCCAAUGGAGAUGGCGUGCUCGACAAGAAUGAAUUUCCCAAGUUCUCUCAUCCAUCGGAGUUCCCGGAAAUGCAGGAGACGUUGUACGAAGAGACAAUGAAGCGCAAGGAUGUGAACAAGGAUGGCUACCUGAGCCUUGAAGAGUUCACAACUGAGGACCCAGACAAGCCUCUAAGCAACGAGCAGUACCUAGCUGAAAAGGAGCGGUUCGAAGUGGACUAUGACAAGAACGGGGACAGAAAGCUCGACAAGGAGGAAACCCUCAACUGGCUGCUACCAGGAAACGAUGAGGUUGCUGAACAAGAAGCAGAGCAUCUCAUAAUGAAUGCAGAUACUGACAAUGAUGGCAAGCUUUCCAUACAAGAAAUUAUUGACCAUCAUGAACUCUUUGUUGGAAGUGAAGCGACCGACUACGGCGAGCACCUACACAACACCAGCCGUUUCAGUGAUGAGCUUUAGGGUCGCGUCGUCGUUUUGUGUCUUGUGUACGUUCUUCCUGCGAGUUUGUGGGUGCAGACUGAAGCGACUCCGGGUGUGUGACUAUCCCUCGUGAAAAUCGUGUUUUAUAUGAACUUUUUCCUUGCUUGUGUAAGUUUGCAUUGUGUCAUAUUUUUGCAUCAGGCAGGCGUGUCAUUGGAUGCUUCCGGCAAAGUGAAUGAUUGCACAGACAGUUCAAGACCAAAGCUGUAAUAAAGAAUCUCUAUGCCUUCUGUA